Molecule: messenger RNA, 3132 nt
Organism: Leptopilina heterotoma
Lineage: Eukaryota; Metazoa; Arthropoda; Insecta; Hymenoptera; Figitidae
Product: facilitated trehalose transporter Tret1-like
Exons: 2
Coding region: 982-3069 (695 amino acids)
Biological process (GO): transmembrane transport
Cellular component (GO): membrane
Molecular function (GO): transmembrane transporter activity
Source: RefSeq, a predicted model, not a curated record
UCAAAAAAAUUUUCAUUUUUUAAUUUUUUUUUCAAAUUUAUCGAUUGCUAAAAUCUUUGUGUAAUUUAAUAACAUUAUCUAUUCUAUAUAAUUUGAUGUAGAAUAUUAUAAGCUUUCUAAUGGUAUAUUUGCUAAUUUUUUGACAUUUGUUUCUACAGAAAAAUCGUAAUUUAAAAAUUGGUAUGUUUUUGGGCCAUGCGCGUGCAGACGUACCAAUGAUUUCCGACAGUAGUGCAGUGACGAAAAAAAUGCAUAAAUUGAGGAUAAAUUUAUUUUAAUUUUUUUAACUACUUUUGGUCCAUAGAUAAUUUUUUUCUCAAAAAACUAUGAAGUUAAAAGAAAAAGUAGAAAAAAAAUUUUCCUGAAAAAAGAAAUUUUAGUCAAGAAAAAAAAGAUUUACAUAUCUUAUUAUCAAAUUUCACUUCCUGGUUUUUUUUCGGAUGGAAAAAACAUUUUUUCAGAAAUUUUCCUGUUUUGAGAGAGAAAGAGUGAGAGAGAGAGAGAGAAAUGUGUAAAAAUACCGGACAAUGAAUUCUCUGUAAUUCAAUAUAUAAUACAGAAAAAACCUGUUUUUUUCAUAAUAUUUACAUUACUAAUAUAAUACUAGUUGUAAUUAUCGGUGCAAUUUGACUUUGUAAUUAUUUAUAUAAGAAGGAAGGAAGAAGAAAUAAGAAAAAGGAGAAGAAGAAGCCUUUUCCAGCUUGCGCAAAGGCUAAAAACAACUCUUGAAUAGUUGUAUUGGCAACCAUUCAACGUUCGUAAACUGCAAGUGACACUUGAUAAGAUUUUGUCGACACAUGACACACUUCAAUAAAAUCGAAAUCCCAUGCAAUAUAAAUUUUUACAAUUUCCUGAUAGAAAAUUAUAUUCAGUCUAUUUCUAUUUCUCUAAAACACAACACACAAUAUGCCUGAUAUACAAAUAGAAAACGCUAAUUUUUGAAGGAAAACGAAAAAUAGAAAAAUUAAAUUCUCUCAAAUUAUGGAAUUCAUAAAUGUAUUAAAUUUUCAAAAAAAUGUUCCAUUUAAAUUUAAAGUCAAAAAUCGGAAAAAUAGCGUUAAUAUUAAUUUGUGUUACAAGUACGCUGCUGCUAUUAGUGCAUCCACAACAGUAGCCGGAUAUGGAAUGAUAAUAUCCUGGACAUCACCAGCACUACCGCAUCUUACAAACUCCACAUUAUCAUCAUUCCCAGUAACGGAAAUGGAAGCAGCAUGGAUCGCCUCACUUCUAAGUUUUGGAAUAAUUACCGGCUAUAUAUUAAAUCCGUUUCUAAUCGAUACAAUUGGAUCAAAACGAACCCUUCUAUUGCUGGCUCUACCACAAUUGCUAUCAUGUCUUCUCAUUUACUUUGGGCAGAAUUGGAUUGUCCUUUGUUUGGCCAGAAUUAUCGGUGGUAUUGGCUAUGGCGGUGGUUUAUGCUCGUCGGCAAUUUACGUAUCACAAAUUGGCGAUGAAAAUAAUCGUGGAUUUUUCUUGACAUUUGUUAAAAUGUUCUUUAAUAUCGGUGUAUUUGUGACUAUGAUUUUUGGUGCAUUUCUCACUUAUGAUGUAAUGAAUCUUGCUAUUUUUGGAAUUCCUCUCUUUUUUUUGCUUACGUUUCUCUUUAUGCCGGAUACGGAUCAAUUCACUGAGAAAGGUGAAUACGUACAGGAAAAAUUGACGGACAAUGAUGGUGAUGAGAGGCAAAUUGAUAGUGAUUGUACUUUUGGAAUUGGGAAUUGUUUCAGGGGGGAUUUAAAGGAUGAUGUGAAGUUUGGUGGUGUUCUUGGUGAUGCAAAUGGUGGUGCUAAAAAUUCAAAUAAUGUUGCUGCAAAUUUAGAAGCUGGUGCUGCAAGUGCAAAUGAUUGUGGUAAAAAUUCUACAGAUGCUGAUACAAUAGUAGAUGGUGCUAAACAUCCAAACAGUUUUGCUAAAACUUCAGGAGCUGCUGCAAAAAGUACAAAUUCUGAAGAUUUUACUACAAAUGUUGAUGGUGUUGUCAAAAAUUCUGUCGAUCAAAAACCUAUCAGUAUUAGUCAAAAUUCAAACAGUAUUUACCAAAGUCCAAAUAGUAUUUGCCUAAAUCCAAACAAUGUUGACCAAAAUCAGAAUAGUUUUGCUCAAAACGUUUGCCAACAUAAAAACAGUAUUAUUCAAAAUUCAGAUGUUGUGGAAAAUUCCGUUGCUGACGAAAAUUCAAAAGUCAUUAUCAAAAAUUCAGAAACUAUUAGCAAAAAUCAAAAUGCUACUUCAGAUGCAGAAAAAGCGAACAUCUUCAAACCUCCGCUAAAUCCUUUCGAAACCGGAAUCAGCUUAAUUGAAAACGGAAAUACCGAAAGUUAUUACAAAAACCCUCAACAGAUUAAACCGAUCGAAACCAAAAAUACAAAGGCCAACCUAAAAUCACAAAAAAGCAACUGGCACAAACUAUUCUUCCAAAAAAAUAAUCGUCGUGCUCUAAUAAUCAUAAUCAGCGCAUCACUAACCGAAAUUCUAUCAGGCCACAUGGCGAUUGUCUCAUUUGCGCAACAAAUUUUCGAAUACAGCAGCACAUUUCUAAGAGCCGAAUACGCAGCCCUAAUUCUAUCGGGCCUCAAAAUUGGUGCCUCAUUUUUCUCAACCCUUGUCGUGGAAAAAUUUGAAAGAAGACAAAUUUUUCUAAUCACUGGACUCUUGGCUAGUUUAUCACAAUUUACAGUUGGUGUAUUCUUUUUUCUCAAAUUUUACAUGAAAAUUGAUGUAUCAUCAUUAACGUGGCUACCGUUAGUUGGCGUUUCAGCUUAUGAAGUUGUCGGUAGUAUUGGUAUGAGUAGUUUAUAUUAUGUUUAUCAGGGUGAACUUUUUUCAAAUGAAAUAAAAGGACAAGGUGUUACUUGUACAAAUAUAUCGUAUGAAAUUAUUACAUUUUUAGUGAAAUUAAAUUUUCAAUUGGUUAUUGAUGCUGUUGGUAUUUAUACGGUAUUUUGGAUGUUUAGUGUUUGUUGUGCAAUUGGAUCGUGUGCUACUUAUUGGAUAACACCGGAAACCAAAGGCAAGAGUAGACGUGAAAUUCAAAAACUUUUAGGUGACAAGUCUGACGAUUUUACAUGAGAUUUUUCUUUAAUGUGAUUUUUUAUUUUUAAUAAUUAAUACUUUUUUAAAAUUAUUUUACUA